AUGGAUAAGUUAAAUACAGCAGAAGGCGUAACACGUUUUCUAAGAGCUAAAGGAGGCUCGUUGGAUAAGAUUGUAUUAACUGCAAAUCAAAUCCUCGAUGACACUAUAAACGUUCAUUUGCCCAACAAACAUAUUUUCAUCUUCGAUUUAUUAUGUGAUAGGUUCAACGACAACAAUCAUUUUAAAGACUGGAAGUACGAUACCCAGUGUUGGAUGUUGUUCAAAAAAUCAUGGAUAACUUUGGGCAAUGAUAAAAUAUCUAGGAAUAGAUCUAUGAAAAAGCUAAAAUUUGUUGAUUUACUAAUAAGCAUAUUGAAAAACUCUAAUCAAAACCAAGGCAUUGAAUUGUUAGAAGUUGUUAUUCAAACAACUAGUAUAGUCAUGAACGAAUUUUAUAUUGAAAUUGAUGACAAUUCGUCAAUUAACUUACUUGCAUCCUACGUUACAUCUUUGAAUCAUUUAUACGAUACAAAUAACUUUAAUGACGAAAUCAUUAACGACUGGACCAAUAUAAUCUACAAACUUUAUCAAAUACCUCAGCUCAACGUUAGCCAUAAAUAUAGUAAGAAGAGUGUAACCAAAUUUUUUGGGGAAGUUAUUCCGCCUGCAUUAUAUUUUAUCAAUAGAGAACUAGACAACCCUAAAUUAUCACAAUCUAAAAUUAUAAUUGAAAGUACAAUAUGCAAGGUAAUAUUUAAUAAAGAUUCAAUUGGUAAUUUGAAGAGGAACAUCGAAGUGCUUUUAGCUGAAAACUCUAAUGAUAUCUCAUUCGAAUCACUCAAGUAUUUAUUUGUGUUGAUUAUAAACAACUUAUCAAACAGAGAUAUGAAAUUAUGUGAAGAAGUGUUUAUCUCUAUAAUUAACACUAAAAAGUUUAAUCAAAUGUCUGAAACUUUGUUAGAAAUCUUAUCAAGUAUCAACAAAUCAUUAUCAUCAGAAUUUUUUUCGUCCAUCUAUGAUAAAGAAGUGAAAACUAAAUCAAAAAAUGACAUCAACUGGAGUUUGGUAAUUCAUUUAUUUAAUUUGGAUAUCGAAUUAGCAAUGAAUAAUGCCGAAGAUAUUUUCUCAAGUAUGCCAAAUAGCGUGAACAGUAAAACUAUAUUAAAAAUUGGUGAAAGUGUAGCUGAAGCCUACAUUAAAGCAAGAGAAUUUGUUGAAUUUUUUAAAAGCAUUUGGAUUAAUAUAGUCCAUAAAGCUUCAAUUUGGAAGUCUGAUGAAUUCAUAGAUAUUAUCUCAAGAAAAAUCAAUAAUUUGUCCACGAACCAGUUGAACGAUUUGCUAUCCUUCACGUUUAGUCAAGAAAAUGCCUUACCUUUAAUUAAUUCUAUUAUCAAAGGGUUAAUGCUCUGCCCUUUAAAUAAAGUUGAAUCUGUCAAGAAACUUUUACUUAAUCAAAGUAAAUUAUUCACUGAACAAACAAGUGGCGCUUGGGAAAUUAGAUUCUAUAUUCUAUGCUUAUAUAAUGAGGAAGUGUUGGAAAACAACCUGAAUUUUAUUUCGUAUGUUUCUAAAUCGUCCGUUUGUUCUUCAGAAUUUUACUUUUAUACAAUUUUUCGUCUUAUCGAAAUUGCAGGAGAAGAUGCUAUGUUUAAUCAAUAUCAAGAAACUUUUGUCAAAUACUUGAAGAAAUUAAAAACGGAAGACAAACGUAGUGUGCUUAUAACUUUGUUGAAUAGAUGGUUGGUAUUAAUUGAUAAAUUCUUUUCUAAAACUCAAAUUCUUGAAAUCAUGAGGUUGUAUUUGAAUCAAUUGGAUUUUGAAUCAUCUAUCUUGAAUUACUUUGAAAAUAAUGGUGAUAUUUUCUUUGAACAGAGAAACAUGACUGAUGCUUUAGUAUUUUUAUUAAUUGAAAAUUUAACCACUGAAAAAGGCAAUAACUCCCUUGGCUUUAUCAAGUUAACAUCGAUUGUUCCAGUUCAGUGUUUUGAUAAAUAUUCAAAGAAAAAGUUGAUUGACACUAUGCUUGAAUCAUUUAGCACUUCCCGUGAUAAUGAAAUUAAUAUUUCAGCAAGAGGUGCCAUAAGACAUUUAUUAAUUCAACCGUCCUUCAAAUCAUCUAUAGAAUUGGAUUUUAAGUUACAGCUAAACUUAAUAAAAUCGUCUGUACCAUCUUCAGUGCAACUAUCUAAUGAAAUCCUUAAGUCUAUUUGGAACCAACAUUUAAAUCAAUAUAACAUCGAGACAAAUAAAACGUAUGUCUUGGAAUCCAUAAAGUAUUUGAGUGCUUUUCUUGAAGGAUUUAAAUCACAGCGUAUUCUGGAAUUGCCGGCAGAGUUUCAAGCAGCAUUGGUUAUUAUUUUGACUAAUACAAAACAUACGGAUACUGACGAUGAUCUUGAAGGAAAGAUGCAAAGUUUAAACAACUUUUUUAUAAAGACUACAAAGGGCCUUUUAAAUCAAACAAUUAGAAACAAUAAAAAACUAGACUAUGAAACUGUUUGUUGGUUAUUAAACUCAUUAUACUUAACUUUAAAUGAUGAUAAUGAACAAGCUUAUGAUACUCUUUCUUUAAUUAAGACUAUCGGACUGAAAUUAUCUUCAAUCGACAAUAAUCAAAUUAAUAAAGUAAUAGUAAUUUUGUUCAAACUAUUGACCAAAAUAUCAAAGCCUUCAUUUAAUGAUGCGGUCUUUAUUUCAAGUCUUUUUAUCUCAUUAAAUGUGAAAUUCGUUGUUGAUAUUGAUGAAAUGACAACAUCUUUGAUGUCAUAUUUUGCCAAACUUUCAGAAAAGGAAGAAAUUUUUAAAUCGGUUUAUGAUUUUGUAUUACAUUCCUUCAACACUGAAGAAGAUCUCAAAUACGUUCCUUCAUUAGUAAGAAUAACAAACUCUUUGAUAAAAUCUCUAAACAGAGAAUAUCAAGCAGAUUGUACAACUUUAUUCAUUAAGACUGUAUCCGUAUUUUUGACACAAUACAAGUUGAUUUCUUCAUCUGGAUCUAUUAUUUCAAUCUUGUCAACUUUGAAAACAAGUUUAAGUGACAUGACCUGGCUCUUUAACCAAUAUGCAUUAGAAACUACGAUAUCAUUAUUAACAAGAAUUUCAUACUCUUUGAAUGAACCUGAAUUCAUCAAAUCAGAAACUUCUGUUGAUUUGUACAUUCAUUUGACUCAUGUUAUUUCGAAUAUUUUACUUUUCCAUCGAUUCAAGUUAUCAUCCCGUCACCAUGUUAUAAUCAACGUAUGUGUUUCUUUGUUAGAACCACUUUCUAUCAGAAAUAUUAAAUCGGAAUGCUUAUCAUCAUCCACAAAGGCUGCAAACGCAUAUUCCCGUUUGUUGGGUAACUUAUGUGAACCGUCCAAUACAUCAUCAAAAGAGAUGGUACAAUCUUCCUUGAACUCUACUUCUGCGUUGAUCAAACGAUCACUUAGAAAGCAUUUACCAAUCCUUUUGUUAAACUACAUAUAUAUUGCAUUGAAGUACAAUUUCAAAAGUGAAGUUAAUGACGAAUUAAUGAGUGGGAUAUUUAGUAUUUUUAAUGUUCUUUCUCAAGCUGAAUUACGACUUGUUAGUUCCUCGCUAGAUAUUCCUGGAAAAACAUACUAUAGAACUUUAUACGCAGAUUAUAAAGAACAUGGUAAAUGGAAGGAUGAAUAA
Debaryomyces fabryi is the source of this 3594-nucleotide messenger RNA. RefSeq lists its product as uncharacterized. The coding region runs from base 1 to 3594 and encodes 1197 amino acids. Gene Ontology annotation, cellular component: nucleolus. The record is from RefSeq and is a predicted model, not a curated record. Lineage: Eukaryota; Fungi; Ascomycota; Pichiomycetes; Serinales; Debaryomycetaceae. Gene Ontology annotation, biological process: ribosome biogenesis. The transcript has a single exon.